Molecule: messenger RNA, 1021 nt
Organism: Ostrea edulis (European flat oyster)
Lineage: Eukaryota; Metazoa; Mollusca; Bivalvia; Ostreida; Ostreidae
Exons: 2
Coding region: 104-961 (285 amino acids)
Molecular function (GO): protein binding
Source: RefSeq, a predicted model, not a curated record
AUUCAUUGGUAGAAAUGAUAAGAAAAACCAGGUGAAAUCGGCAAUAUAUGUACAAGUAUACAUACAUUGUCACCAGUUGCCGUUUCGUCGAAAAUAUUAAGAAAUGGAAUUGAACUAUUACGCAUUUCCUUGGUUCUUUUUGGGGAUCAUUUUACUUGCGCAAGUGGUGCACACUGAAGCACUUCAUACUGAUGAAAAUGAAGAAUUUUCCGAAUUUCGAAAACGUUUAGAAGACCUGACAAGUACUGUUCAUUUACAAAGCAAGUACAUUGGCAUUCUCCAAAGGACUGUCCAACAACAAGGUCGAUUGUUACGACGCAUGGGGCUAAAGGAUGAAAGUAAUUACAAAUCAUACAAAGUCUUUGAUAACGAGACCGCAAAGCAAACAGUUUUCUCGAAAUCGAAUGGGAACCAUUUCAGGACAAGCAGGUCAGCAGCUCUAACCGAAGACCGCAAAUCAAAGGCUGAUGGAAAUACUACGGGUAUCUUUCGAAAGGAACGACUCCUCUAUCAGCCAACACCAUCUACACAGACAGAUGAAAACGUCAUAGCCUUUUAUGCGUAUCUUUCCACUGAUGUCAAUUCUCUCGGAUUAUCGGAAACUUUGAAAUAUGACGUAGUGAAAACCAACCAAGGCAAUAGCUAUCAUUCAAGUUCUGGCGUCUUCGUGGCUCCGGAAUCCGGUUACUAUGUUUUUACUUGGACAGUCCGAUCUUACCACUAUGGAGACUCAACGGCGGAAAGUUUUUCUACGGAAUUGGUCAUUGAUGGUACUAUUUAUGGAAGUGCAUUCUUGCGCGCUCACCUUGAAGACGAUAAUCAGUCAACUGGAACUGUCGUUGCAUAUAUCAACAAAGGUCAAGAUGUGUAUGUGAGAACCCAUUCAAGCUACGCUGUGCAAGGAAGUAUUCGAAGUAACACGCACGGCAGGUCUUGUUUCUCAGGAUGGAAAAUUAACUAAUCUUUCAUACGGUAUUCCUUUUCUAUUGUACAACGAAAUAAAAUCGUUCAAUACAACAAA